Messenger RNA from Oryza sativa Japonica Group (Japanese rice), 1321 nucleotides. RefSeq lists its product as uncharacterized. NCBI's taxonomy places the organism in Eukaryota, Viridiplantae, Streptophyta, Magnoliopsida, Poales, Poaceae. The record is from RefSeq and is a predicted model, not a curated record.
UCUCUAUAUAUAGUUGCAUCCAAUUCAUGGAGCAAUGCUUAACUUACAAGUUAAUCUUGAACGUUGAGUGCCACAGGCCCAGGAAUAAGAUUGAAAGGUCCGAUUUCCUGGUACAGGAACAGGAAGAUCAAGGUGGUAACCAGACUAUAAGAAUGCAACCUCAACAAGGUAGAUUUUUUGGAAGAGAGGAAAUGAGCAAUGGAGUAGAAUACGAUGCUGCAUAUGCAGCCACAGUGGCUGCGGUAGCGUAUGCUAUUGCAGCAAAAGAGGAGGAGAAACAGGCAACAGAAGAGACCCGUGUGAAAAAGAAGUUAACAUCUGAAAAGAAGCCUGUCGCGAACGAUGAGCCUUCGACCACACCAACUCUCAAACUACCACCCAACAGACAAGGAAUCUUGAAAAGGCCUAGGCAAACCGAGGGGAGCAGAAUCACAAGGCGGUUUAGUGGUAAGGAGAUUGUACCCGAUGAAGAAGACGACGGACUAGAAGCUAAUGUAUCGGUGAGGAGGCCGGUGAGAACGGCACAAAAGAUACCAGAAGGUGGAAUUUCAGGUCAAAAUAUGGUAGGGAAGGUUCUUGAUUCUGUCCCAAGCAUAAGAAAGGCUCCGAGCUUCGCCAAGCCUUUACCAGAAAAGAAGGGGAGCAUGAAAUUUGAGCAAGAGCAGGCAAUCCCAACGGUGCCACCGAAUGUUAGGCCGACAGCUUUAUUUCCCCGAGAGAAGAAAGAGAGCAAGAAAUUUGAUCAAGACCAGGCAAUCCCAAGGGUGCCACCAGAUGUUAGGCCAACAGCUUCAUUUUCCCGAGAGAAGAAAGAGAGCAAGAAGUUUGAGCAAGACAAGGCAAAUCAAAUGCCAUCUUUGGCUUCCGCGCCGACGAGUUCAUAUUCUAGUGAGGCUGAAGCAAUGGCAGAUACGUGGGAGAAGGAAAAGAUGGCAAAAAUCAAGAAGCAGUACAACAUGACAAUGGAUACCAUCGUCGAAUGGGAGGCCGAGAAGAAGGCCAAGGCCAAACGCCAGAUGGAGUUGAAAGAGGGCGAUAAUUCAGAGCGGAAGCGAGAGAAGGCGCUGGAGGAGUACAACGACGAGAUUACAAGGAUCAACAAGGUGGCCGCAGCAUCAAGGCUGACGGCGGAGGAGAAGCGGAGGAGCGCAGAGAGGAAGGUGAGGGAGAAGGCAGAGAGGAUUCGGGUGACGGGAAAGCUUCCCGGCGCAUGUGGCUGCUUCUGAAAACCAUCAAUGUGUCAAUGUGUAGUGGAUGUGGCUGUUUCAAAUGAAAUUUAUGUGAAAUUGAACCAAGCAGACGCUGAAUUCCUUUAAUUCAA